AUGGCCAGCCUGACAGAUUUUGUCGAUUUCUCUGCCCCGUCGUUGGCUUUGUCCGCGGCCACCAUCGCAUUUAACCCAAUUUUCUGGAAUAUCGUUGCGCGCGCCGAGUACCACAACCACUUCUUGACUCGCAUUUUCGGUGGCCCUUACAAAGGGUGCUAUUUCCUCGCCUUUACCAUCUUCUCUCUGGGUAUCCUGCGUGACCAUGUUUACCAAGUCGCUUUGGCGGAGCAGCCCUUCUAUGCCCCAGUGCACCAGCCCGUUAUCGGUGGGAUUUUGUUCGUUGUCGGCUCUGUUCUCGUUCUUUCCAGCAUGUGGGCUCUCGGUGUGACUGGUACCUACUUGGGUGACUACUUCGGCAUUCUCAUGGAUGCUCCGGUUACCGGUUUCCCAUUCAACGUGACUGGCUCGCCUAUGUACUGGGGCAGCACUCUGAACUUCCUCGGUGUUGCUUUAUACCAGGGCAGGGUGGCCGGUAUCCUUCUGACUACCCAAGUCUUUGUGCUGUACUGGUUCGCUCUGAAGUGGGAGGACCCCUUCACUGCUGAAAUCUACGCCAAGCGUGAGCGCGAACGCGCUAAGAAGCAGGGCGGCAAGAAGCAGUAA
Molecule: messenger RNA, 606 nt
Organism: Penicillium atrosanguineum
Lineage: Eukaryota; Fungi; Ascomycota; Eurotiomycetes; Eurotiales; Aspergillaceae
Product: bifunctional phosphatidyl-N-methylethanolamine N-methyltransferase/phosphatidyl-N-dimethylethanolamine N-methyltransferase
Exons: 5
Coding region: 1-606 (201 amino acids)
Biological process (GO): phosphatidylcholine biosynthetic process
Molecular function (GO): S-adenosylmethionine-dependent methyltransferase activity
Source: RefSeq, a predicted model, not a curated record